Molecule: messenger RNA, 932 nt
Organism: Colletotrichum godetiae
Lineage: Eukaryota; Fungi; Ascomycota; Sordariomycetes; Glomerellales; Glomerellaceae
Product: ricin B lectin
Exons: 1
Coding region: 235-762 (175 amino acids)
Source: RefSeq, a predicted model, not a curated record
GGCCUGUUGCGCGAGACCGAGUUAGAAUAGGCACGAUCUUCUUGCAACAUAUAUCCUUAAUUUCCAACUCGCUUGAGCAAGGGGCCAGAGCAGCUCUCCUGAGCGAUGGUGUUCUUACAGUACGGAGUAUAAGAAGGGAGUUGGUCGAAGCCAAAGAACCGGAAGAUAUCGCAAGAUCAUCACCAGCAUCCAAUACUCUAAUCUCUCAAAUACACAUUCACUCUUUCUGCAAACAUGAAGUUGUCACUCCUUGCCGUCAUCGUGGCCUCCGCCUCUGCCGCUCAAGGCGCCAUCACCUGGACGCUCGAGAAGGCCGCCAACCCCACGUCCGACCAAAGCGACGCAUACACCAAAAUCGAAGCCGCCAUGAAGCUGGCCGUCGCAAGACACGCAAAGUUGGGAAGUGCCAGCAAGACUAUCCGCGUCUACUACACGCCCGGCGUUCCUACUGCCGAGGCCAACUACAACGGCGAUCUCCGUUUCGGAUCGAACCGAUCUUACAUGAACGAACGUACGGCGCUCCACGAGAUCUCACACACACUCGGCGUUGGUCAGACUGCCGCCUUCGACUCCAAAUGCUCAUCCGGCGACUGGGCUACGGCAUUGCCCCUGCUCCGUUCAUGGGACGGCUCUAGUGCCAAGAUCAGCUGUGGCGGCUCGCAUUUCUGGCCGUACGGUCUUAACUACGAUACCGAGUGGAGCGAGACAAACGGUGAUCGUCACGUCAAGAUCAUCAAUGCCAUGCUUGCUGAUGGUAUGUGAGGAGAGAAGGAUUCUACAUUUUCAAAUUCGUGUACAAAUUUUGUGAAAUGAGAUUGAAGCCUACGUUUCAUUCGACUGUACAUACAUGGCAAGACCACGAGAAGCAAAUUGUGCUGGUCUUCUCUUAAAUAUAACAUCCACUUCACACCUAAGUUGGGUGACAGUCUAUC